GGCUCUGUGCUGCUUGCGGUGCCACGGCCGGGUAGGGCGGGCAGACGGCGCGCGAGCSAUGGCGGACCCGAGCUCCUUCGCGUCUCCCGCGUGCUGCCUCACGCGGCACCUCCACCUGCGCUGCCGCGUGGACUUCGGCGCGCGGGCGCUGCGGGGCACGGCCGCCUUCACCGCGCGCGCGGAGCGCGAGGCGCUGCGCUGCCUGGUCCUGGAUACAAAAGAUGUACAGGUCUUUAAAGUGACUGUAAAUGGACAGGAUGCACAAUUUGCUUUUGGAGAAAAGCACAGUUUCAAGGGSACCCCCCUAGAAAUCACGUUUCCUAAUGAACUAAGAAGGGGACAAGAAGCAAUUGUUGAAAUCUCUUUUGAAAGCUCUCCACAGUCUUCAGCUCUCCAGUGGUUUACUCCAGAGCAAACUUCAGGAAAGAAACACCCAUUUCUCUUCAGCCAGUGCCAGGCUAUCCACUGCAGAGCCAUCUUUCCAUGCCAAGACACACCUGCUGUGAAACUAACCUACUAUGCAGAGAUAUCCGUGCCCAAGGAGCUGGUGGCUCUUAUGAGUGCUAACCGCGAUGGAGAGGCACCCGAYCCAGAUGACAGCACUCAGAAGAUUUACCGUUUCAGUCAGAACGUUCCUGUACCUUGCUACUUGUUUGCUUUAGUGGUUGGAGCUUUAGAAAGUCGAAAGAUUGGCCCAAGGACACUGGUGUGGGCUGAAAAGGARCUAGUGGAUAAAUCAGCCUAUGAAUUUUCUGAGGCUGAAGCUAUGCUGAAAACAGCAGAAGACUUGGCAGGACCUUAUGUGUGGGGACAGUAUGAUUUGUUAGUCUUACCACCUUCUUUUCCUUAUGGUGGCAUGGAGAAUCCUUGUCUUACUUUUGUAACUCCAACACUAUUGGCAGGUGAUCAAUCUCUAUCAAAUGUUAUUGCUCAUGAAAUCUCUCAUAGCUGGACAGGAAACUUGGUAACCAACAAAACAUGGGAGCAUUUUUGGCUGAAUGAGGGUCAUACUGUGUACCUGGAACGCAGGAUUGGUGGUUGUUUGUUUGGUGAGCAGUUCAGGCACUUUCAGGCCCUUGGAGGUUGGAGAGAGCUGCAGAAUACAAUAAAUACUCUUGGAGAUAAAAAUCCUGUAACUAGCCUCGUCAUUAAUCUGGACGAAGUAGAUCCUGAUGUUGCCUAUUCAUCCGUGCCAUAUGAGAAAGGCUUUGCUUUGCUUUUUUACCUUGAACAGCUCCUUGGAGGACCAGAUGUCUUCAUUGGCUUCUUGAAGGCUUAUGUUCAGCAGUUUGCUUAUAAGAGCAUAGUAACAGAAGACUGGAAGAAGUUCUUGUACUCCUACUUCAAGGAUAAGGUAGAUGUUCUUGAUAAAGUUGACUGGAGCUCGUGGUUUCAUGCUCCAGGAAUGCCACCAGUGAAACCUACGUAUGAUAUGACACUGUCAAAUGCUUGUGUUGCCUUGAGCCAAAGAUGGAUCAAAGCAAAAGAAAGUGAUUUGGGCUCAUUCACCUCAGCAGACCUGAAGGAAAUGUCAUCGCAUCAGAUAAUUGAGUUCCUGGCACUGUUGCUAUUGGAGGAACCUCUCCCAUUGUCACAUGUCCAACGCAUGCAGGAAGUAUAUGACUUCAAUGCUGUAAACAAUUCUGAAAUAAGAUUCAGAUGGCUGCGUCUCUGUAUCAGGUCCAAAUGGGAAGAAGCUAUUCCUCUGGCUCUAAAAAUGGCGACAGAUCAGGGCAGGAUGAAGUUUACUCGCCCAUUGUUCAGGGACCUUUACAGUUUUGACAAGAGUCGAGAUCUGGCUGUCAAGACUUUUCUAGAACACAGAGCUUCUAUGCACCCUGUCACUUCAAUGCUUGUGGGCAAAGACUUAAAGCAGGACCAGUGACAAAUGUACUGAUUACUUUGAAAUUUUCAUGUUGCUGAAAGAAGAGACUGAUUGCUCAAACUCUUGAUAUGCAUGCUUGAUUAUGCCAUAAAAUGCUCUGCUGCUUUGGUGCUAAUGUAACUUAAAAUUAAUUUUCCAAAUCAAGUUCAGUACUUUCUAUUUUGCUUUCCAGCUAAAGUAGCAAAAAUGCUACAUCUAUGGAAUUGAAAGAAUGUUUUUGUUACAAGCAAUUUUUAGAAUACACAAAAACUGUUCUGAGGUGUGGUCAUUUGUCAGUGAUAGAACUGAAAAACAUGGAAAAUUAAUUGAUGGAUGGUAUGGAUUUUGUGCACAGCAUUUUUUUCCAUAGCACAGUGGUCGAAGUUUCAAGUAUCUAAAGACUAAAAAAUAAAUAUUUUCAUUCCCUACUUUUCUGUGUAAUGAUCUGUACAAAAUCUUUUGAUGUAAUAGUUUUAUUUGUUCUUCUUUGUUGUGGGAGAAAUUUUUAUGAUGAGCUCAAGAGGACAAUGAAGACUGAAAUGAUUUUUUCAACCCAUUAUAUAUUUUCAAAACUUACUGUUGUACGUGAGGGGCUAAAGCUCAAGUCUUUCCUUACCCAGUUUGAUUUUUUUAAUAUUUGCAUUUUUUAACCAGUUCUGAC
Messenger RNA from Malurus melanocephalus (red-backed fairy wren), 2525 nucleotides. It is a transcript of the gene LTA4H, whose product is annotated as leukotriene A4 hydrolase. Bases 59 to 1885 code for a protein of 608 amino acids. NCBI's taxonomy places the organism in Eukaryota, Metazoa, Chordata, Aves, Passeriformes, Maluridae. The record is from RefSeq and is a predicted model, not a curated record. Gene Ontology annotation, molecular function: aminopeptidase activity; metallopeptidase activity; epoxide hydrolase activity. Gene Ontology annotation, cellular component: nucleus; cytosol. The transcript is spliced from 19 exons. Gene Ontology annotation, biological process: proteolysis; leukotriene biosynthetic process; peptide catabolic process.